CCAGCUGGCGGCCCCGAGCAGGAAGGCGCCCUGCAGCUUCUCCGGCGUGGAGGCUGCCCGACAUGCCUCUGUGGGUGGGGGGGCGGCGGGUCGACCCGGCUCGGCCCCUCCGCGACCUGCGCGCCUUCCCGGAGCUGGAGGAGCAAGCCAAACAGUUCCGCAGCCAACCCGCUCAAGCGGUGGGACCAAAAGGACUUCUCUAUGUCCAGCAAAGAGAAUUUGCAGCCACCACGUCCAAAGAUGGUUCUGUUUCCAUUCUUGGUUCAGACGAUGCCACCACGUGCCAUUUUGUAGUUCUGAGACAUACAGGGAGUGGAGCAAUUUGUCUAACUCACUGUGAUGGAUCAGAUACCGAAACAGAAGUUCUGCUGAUCGUAAAUGCAGUAAAAGUGCUUUCUCUAAGCACAGACUCUGGAAGGUUGGAGUUGCAUCUGGUUGGAGGGUUUUGUGACGAUCGGCGCUUGUCUCAGCGUCUUACCAGUCAACUGUUAAGAGCGUUUGACCGCUUGUUAGAUAAUGUUUAUUUGAUGACCUUCUGUGUCACAGAACUGAACGAUCGCCAAGAAAAUGGCAGGCAUUUGCCGUAUAUUUAUGGAAUCGCUGCGAAUGUUAAAACGGGUGAGAUUUUCCACGCCACAUUUCCAGACCGAGGACCUGAUGAAGACAUGCGGUCUGCCAGGGUCUUAGCAGGAGCAAAGAUGAUCAGCAUUUAUGACUCCAAGAAGGAACAACUUUGCAUCGGGCCUUACUACUGGAUUCCUUUCCCCCACGUGGAUUUCUGGUUGGAGCAGAGCAACCAGAGCAUCUUACAGAAUCUCUCCACAUCGCCACUGGCUGAGCCACCUCAUUUUGUGUCACACAUCAGAGCUACCCUGCUUUAUCUAAGAGAGCAUCCGUACCCCGAUAAGACCCUCUUCCCGACUCAAAAACCUCGCCUCUACGAAAAAAAUCCCGAGGGCUUGUGGGAGAGGGUCUCUGGCCAGAUCUAACCCAAAGUGGAGAAACCCAGGAGUGCUCUGGAAGUGAAAGUCAAGAAAGGUGUCAGGAGACCCUCUCUAUGCCAUGGACCUUUACCUGGUGAAGCCCCCCACCCACAAAAGACAACAGGAAAAACCAGUGAGUUGCAUUCAUGGGAUGGUCUUAACGACCCUCAAAAUAUCCUGUGUUUUCCAAAACAGGCUGCUCAGUCCGAUGCAAAAUUAGGUAACCUUUUCACAUUUCAUGGAGUUGGGUCCAAAGUUCUCAAGAACGUAAAAUGGGCCUCCGCGUCAUUUGCAAAGGAGGAGGAGGAGGAGCCUCCUUUGUUGGUACUCCCGGUCCCUGCUCCGUCAAAGUUUUCUUGCUUUUAGUCGUUUCUUCAAGACUGGCGUCUUAUGCGAAGCCGCCAUUCUGCUUGCUUCAUCGGAGCGAUGUCCUUGAUAAAAUAUUGGCUGGAGACGCACAGGACCUUCCUGUGGGCACGUUCUCACGUUGGGAAUGAAGCGUUCUGGUCCUUCAGAUGGUCCAUUUCGAAGUCAGACCUGUUCUGGUGAGGUUGGAAUGACCUGUUCUGAGAUGAGGAUGCUUCUGGUAGAGUUAGAACAUGAUCUUGACGCCAGAUGUUUCGGCGAGGCCCUUCCGAUUUUGCUCUUCUCUGGAACUAUCUCAAGAGUUGAUGUGGGCGUUUUUGAACGAAGCUAGGCCUUGUUUGUUCCACACGAGGAGAAACGUCUCCAAGCUAAUAAUAGAUGUUUGCGUUGAGCAGUAGCUAAAGAAUGCCAACCGUGACAUUUUUCCUGGACCGAGGACCAAAUGUAUGCAGGCAAAUAUGUUGGGUGGGAAGUUGUCUACAUACCUAUCCUAUGAUGGGGGACUUUGGAUUCUAGUGCAGCUUAACACAUUAACAUGUGAUUCACCUCCGUUCCUUUUUAGAAGUUGAUUUUUCUACAAUAAAGCUCCAUAACUAGUCAUCAUUCCUGCAAGGAAAAAAACCCACGUGACUUCAGAUACUACUUUUACGGUACACGGUUUGUAUGGGCGAGAUUCUGAUUUUUUGGUUUCGGCUUUUGUGUGUGUGUGCGCUGUUAUUUUUCUCCACUGUUCAACUUCCUCUUCUGUCGAAGAGAAACUGGUAGAAUCUGGAUCUAGUUCUCACCAUCGCUGAGCACUGGAGGAGGCGGGGUUUUCAUUGAACCAGAUCCAUCAAACCGUUGAAUGUAGCCAAAAUAAUAUUACGAUUAAAAAAGCAGUCACAGCUUAAAUCUUC
This is a messenger RNA of Ahaetulla prasina, 2245 nucleotides long. It is a transcript of the gene NTAN1, whose product is annotated as N-terminal asparagine amidase. Lineage: Eukaryota; Metazoa; Chordata; Lepidosauria; Squamata; Colubridae. Gene Ontology annotation, biological process: ubiquitin-dependent protein catabolic process. Gene Ontology annotation, cellular component: nucleus. Gene Ontology annotation, molecular function: protein-N-terminal asparagine amidohydrolase activity. The record is from RefSeq and is a predicted model, not a curated record. Bases 63 to 989 code for a protein of 308 amino acids. The transcript has 10 exons.